AUGGCCAUCAUGGCGAAGGUCCUCGUGACAGCCGCGCUGGUCCCGCUCUCGCUGGCCGCGACGCUCGGAGGGCACUCGUCGCUGAUGUUUGACGCCGCCGCGGCCAAGAACCGCCCCGUCACCAAGGUAAUGAACCUGCUGAAAGAUAUGAUCAAGCAGUUGGAGAAGGAGGCGGAGGAGGACGAGGACAUAUACGAUAUCCUGGCAUGUUGGUGCGAGACCAACGACAGGGAGAAGACCAAGGCCAUCAAGGACGCCGAGUCACGAAUCGCGCAGCUCCAGGUGCAGAUCGAGGAGGACACCGCCAUCAGCUCGCGGCUCAGCACCGAGAUCAAGAACACGGAGGAGGAGGUCGCCAAAAACCAGGAAGCGCUCGACGAGGCCAUCGCGAUUCGAAAGCGUGAGCUGGCCGAAUUCAACGCCGAGGAAAAAGAAAUGCUAGAGGCUAUCCAGGCGCUCCGCGCGGCCGUGACCGUGCUGUCGAAGCACCACGGUGGCGCAGCCUUCCUGCAGGUGCCCCACACGCACAUGCUCGGUGUGGCCACCACGCUGCAGCACCUAAUCGGCUCCCCGCACCUCGCCGGCGUGCUGACGCACAAGGAGCGACGCGCCGCUUCUGCCUUCAUCCAGGCGCCCGAGGACUUCUUCGACGCGUCGCCCACGAUGGCGGACCAGUCCUACACGCCCGCGUCAGGAGAGAUCUUCGGCAUCCUGACCCAGAUGAAGGAGACGUUCGAGAAGGAUCCCGCGGAAGGCAGCUGUACAUCACCACGCCUGGCCCGGGCCAUUAUGGGCCCGAGGAUGGCUUGUUGA
This is a messenger RNA of Prorocentrum cordatum, 813 nucleotides long. NCBI's taxonomy places the organism in Eukaryota, Dinophyceae, Prorocentrales, Prorocentraceae. The record is from the annotation of a GenBank genome assembly.